Leptinotarsa decemlineata (Colorado potato beetle) is the source of this 1598-nucleotide messenger RNA. Its product is annotated as proton-coupled amino acid transporter-like protein pathetic. Lineage: Eukaryota; Metazoa; Arthropoda; Insecta; Coleoptera; Chrysomelidae. The record is from RefSeq and is a predicted model, not a curated record. Gene Ontology annotation, cellular component: vacuolar membrane. Gene Ontology annotation, molecular function: L-amino acid transmembrane transporter activity. Gene Ontology annotation, biological process: amino acid transmembrane transport.
UUACAGGUGGUCGAGACAAGUUUAUUGCAGUCGAAUCGUUACUCGCGGGUACCUCGUUUUCCGCCGGUCGAUUUUUCGAGUGUGUGUAGUGUGGAUGUGGAUGUAUAGUGUGUUAGUGGGUAAACCGUCGUAUCUACUUGUCCAAGAAAGUUUUAUCGAAAGGUGACGAAAAUGACGAAAAAGAAACAUGAAUCUGUCUUCACAUUGGACAGUUAUACUUCUACGACAACAUUAGCCACAAAUGACCAAAUCAAAAUUCCGAUUGGGUCCAGCAUAGAAAAAAUAUACAGUCCAUAUGAUAAUAGAAAAUUGGAGCACCCGAAUACAUAUGUUGGUGCGUUUGUGCAUUUAGUAAAAAGUUCGCUGGGUUCUGGAAUUUUGUCAAUGCCAAGGGCUUUUCACAGUGCCGGACUCCUUGUAGGAUUAUUUGGGACGAUUUUAGUUGGACUUCUCUGCACCCACACCGUUAAUUUAUUGGUAAGCGCUUCUCAACGAAUGUGCAUCUUGACGAAAACCCCCAGUCUAGGAUAUGCCGGUACCGCCGAAGCAGUUUUCAAAAAUGGACCGAAAAUAUUCCAGCGGUGGUCAACAUUUGCAAAAAAUUUUGCCGAUAUAGCUCUAGCUUUAACUUACAACGUAGGUUGUUCAGUCUACAUAGUCUUCAUAUCUGAAUCUGUGGUAAAAUUGGUAUCUUUUUACUACGAACCGGCCGCAGAUCCGGCCUGGAGUCAAUACUUCAAACUGAUGAUGCUGCUUCCGUUGAUCCUACUUUGUCAGGUGCGUGAGCUGAAGCAUCUGGUACCGUUUUCCUUCAUCGCAAAUAUCACCAUGGUUGUUGCCUUCGGCAUCACGCUGUAUUACAUGUGCGUGCAGAUCAAAGACGUGAAGGUGGAAGACAGAGAAUUGGUGACCGGCUUCAACGGACUUCCAGUGUUCUUCAGUACUGUGAUAUUCUCCAUGGAAGGUAUCGGAACAAUCAUGCCGGUGGAAAAUUCUAUGGUAACACCUAAUUUUAUCGGCUGUUCUGGUGUCCUUAAUAUGGGUAUGACUGUCAUAGUCACCCUCUUUUCUGCCAUGGGAUUUUUUGGGUAUUACGCCUAUGGAGCUGAAACUAAAGAUACCAUCACGCAGAACCUUCCCUCGGAAGAAAUAAUGGCACAAGUUGUCCAGGCUGCAAUUUCAAUAUCAGUAUUUUUUACUUUCAUGCUGCAGUAUUAUGUUCCUACAGAAAUAACUUGGAGAAAAAUCCGUCCGAAAAUCCCGGAAAAGCACCACAACAUCGCCGAAAUAAUUACGAGGACUUUACUGGUGUGUUUUAUCGUUUCCAUUGCUGCAGCAGCCGGUAGAAACCUGGGUCCCCUUAUUGACAUGGCGGGGGCCAUUUUUCUUGCUACUCUAGGUUUCCUUAUACCGGCGGUGCUUGACAUUGUGAUCAACUGGGGAAACUGGGGAAAGUUCAAUUACAUUCUGGUAAAAGACCUACUGUUGUGCAUAUUUUCUUUGCUGGGAACCGCGGCCGGAACCCACUCGGCGAUCAAGGGAUUCAUGAACAGUUAGUGGGAUAAUUUUGAUUCACAUAACAUGGUUUUUUAACAACC